Messenger RNA from Dreissena polymorpha, 5361 nucleotides. Its product is annotated as zinc finger protein 43-like. NCBI's taxonomy places the organism in Eukaryota, Metazoa, Mollusca, Bivalvia, Myida, Dreissenidae. Gene Ontology annotation, biological process: regulation of transcription by RNA polymerase II. Bases 359 to 2779 code for a protein of 806 amino acids. The record is from RefSeq and is a predicted model, not a curated record. The transcript has 6 exons. Gene Ontology annotation, molecular function: DNA-binding transcription factor activity; RNA polymerase II cis-regulatory region sequence-specific DNA binding.
CAACAACAACCAAAUAUUUUCUGUUUAAUAUAGUGAAAAACUAAUAUUUUCAACGAUAGAUGCAUUUUUAGCAAGUAUUUCAAAGAGCAUAUCAAUCCGACAUUCUUAAAGUACAUUUCAAUUGUAUUAUAAUGAAAUUUUCGUGGUUGAACAAGGAAUGAGAGCUUUUUAGUAGAAGUGUCACAGAUUUCGGAUCGAUUCAUAAUUCGGAUAUAAAUGAAUAUUACAACAAACGCCUAACUUAAAUGACAUGCUAAGGAAUCUUAAUGUAUUUUAUUAUUUUGUAAAGGCGUAUAAACAAUAGCUGUAAAUUAAUAAGCGUUUCUGUUUUGAGUCAAACUUUAAGAAAGAUCAAACAAUGGAUGAUGAGAUAUUUUCCCAAGUCACUGCUUGCUUAUCAGCAAAAGUACUGGACCGAAUACAUGGAGAUAAGAAAAUCUUCUUAGCUGAAAAUGUGUGCCCACUUGGAGUACUUGUUAGUGACAACUUGGAGAAUGCUGAGGUGUUUGUUACUGGAAAUCUUAAGCAGAUCGUUGCAUGUUGGUCGAUUUUGAAUUGUAAAUUGAUUGAAGAAAAUCAAGAUGUCUUGAAAAAUGUUCUCAACCCGGAAUUUUGCUGGCUUUGCAAAAGUUUUCCAACAAGGACCGAGGUUAUCAAGCCAAGAUCUGUGUCAAGUGAGUUACAAAGUAAUAAAGAAAAUAAAAGUAAAAACUCUGCUAAUGUAAAAGUGUAUGUAUCAAAAAGAGGAAAAGCGGUGGAAAGUGAAGAAGAUGAAACGCCUGUUUACUUGCCUCGUAAGAAGUCAAAAUAUGGACGAUCUAUCAAGAUACCUCAGCACUUAAAAAGUGACAUUGUAGACCUAAAUUUCUUAAAUAAAGAAUCUGAAGAUGAAAAAGAGGAGAAAGAAGGAAGCCAAAAUGAUUUAGAUUUCAUUGUUAAAUCAGACAGAUUAAAUUACUUGAAAAAAGACUAUAAGGUCAAAGAAACUCGGUCACGCAAUAUAAAGAUCCUUGCACCAAAGGGUGACAAGAGAAGUUUACGUAGGUAUUACGAGGAAAAGAUGCCGUUUAAAUUCUUUUGCACCAAAUGUUCUUUCAAGACAAAACGACAGUGUCAUUUUGAUUCACACAUGGAAUAUCACACAUCCCAUCCAGACAUUGAGCUCUUCCGCUGUGGUAUUUGUGAUUUCACCACUGUCAGGGGGAGUGUUUUAGCUCGUCACAAACUUACUCACUCUGCGACGAUACUCAAAUGCAGCGAGUCUGGUGACUGCUCAUUCGUGACAGAUAAUCCUAAAAGUCUGAAAGAUCACAUGCGUAAAAAGCAUAAUAUUAUUGAGAAAGAGGAGUCUGGUGAGAAACCAAAUGCAGAAGAGUCGUUCUUUGAUCAGCCAGUCAAAUGUGACCUAUGUAUUUUCACAACUACCUCCAGAAUUAAACUUGAUGAACACUCCAAGACGCACUCUGAGGUUCUUCAAACAUCUAUAUCAGGUCAGCAUGUUUUUUCUUGCAAGCUGUGUCCGUACCAAGGGAAGCGGAAGGUCAACCUGAUGCGUCACCUAGACAGCGUGCAUACUGGGAGACGGCCACACCUGUGUGAUCUAUGUGGCAUGGCCUUUAAAAGGUCAGAUGCACUGCAGGCCCAUAAGGAGACCCAUCUGGAUAGAUCUAAACGAAAGCUUCCAUUUCAGUGCCUGAAAUGUGGGAAAGCCUUCAGAGCUAAGUUCCUGCUGAAAGAGCACCAGGCCGUUCACUCCACCCUGCGCCUACACCAAUGUCACAUCUGCGGUCAGCUGUUUAAGACCCCGAUAGUCCAGAAACGCCACAUGCAGCUGGUGCACAACUCCUCUCAGAAACACAUCUGCCAGGUGUGCAACCGUGGCUUUAGCACCAAAUACGUUCUCAAGCGUCACAAGAGGGUGCACGAAGACACUAAUGCAGUCAUUGGUGUGGAGAACAAUCUGACGGACGAGGCCCAGAAUGGAGAGAAUGUUGGUAAACUGGCAGGUGUUAAUGCUGAGAGUAAAUUGUUUCUGGCAAAAUAUGUUAACAGAAAGCUGGGAGUGCUCGGUCCUGAACAGAAAGUGGCCAGCGAGAAUGAGUCUGCAAUCGAGUCGAUUAUGAUUUCGGCUGAGAAUUUACAAGGCUUUGAUCAGGGCUUAGAGCAAACGUCAGAAGGCAUUCAUGUGGGAGUUGCUACUGUUUAUGUUGAUGAAACAGAGGCAGGGUUAGGUGUAGAAGGUGCAGAAGUGGUAAGAAUCAAUGACCUCAAGCGCACGCAGCCACUCUUCAUGCCAGCCACCUCUACAGUGGUGUUCGUGACUUCAGCUGGACACGCCGCAGGUAGUGACAUCGUGCAAAACCUCAACACCUUCAUCGGAGUUGACGUGGGUGGGGAUCAUAUACAAAGCAUAGAAGGCAAGGCGAUCAAUGAGCUGUAUAUAGAGACAGAGGUGCGGGAGGAGGAAAUUCAGUCAAGCGUGGCGGGAAGUUCCGCAAGUUCGCUUCUCGGCACUGCAGGCACCGAGCAGGUGUUCGAGACUCGAGCAGUGCCUCAGGAAAUGGAUUCCAGUCAGGUUUUGAGCGAUGAAGGGCAGACAACUCUGAAUUUGGAGCUACUGGAUGGGCAAGACGUUUUUGAACAAGGGCAGAUAAUUGGCGAUGGAGAAUUCUUGGAAUUGAUUGCCAGUGAUGGUCGGACUUAUCAUCUGAAAAUCGAAGGACUUGGCAUUGAAAAUAUUCUCUCUCUGCCUUCUAAUUCUAGCAGUCAAACAGAUUAAUUUAUUUAUAUUUAAUAUUACAUGUUCUAUUUAUACUUUCAUAUUUCACUGUUUCAAUGUUUACAGUUCUAACCAUUUGAUUAUAUCUGUUUUUAUGCCCCCAGUAGGGUGGCACAUAGCAUUUGAACUGUCUGUCCAUCCAUCUGUCCAUCCGAAAACUUUAACAUUGGCCAUAACAUUGCGAUAUUGAAGGUAACAACUUGAUAUUUGGCAUGCAUGUGUAUCUCAUGGAGCUGCACAUUUUGAGUGGUGAAAGGUUAUUGUCAAGGUCAUCCAUCAAGGUCAAGGGUCAAAAAAACAAAUUUAAUGGAAGUUACAAGCUUUAAAGGGAGAUAAUUUCUAUUUAAUUUUUUUUUUAAAGGGAUAUAAUCAAUAACAAAAAUAAAUAUUUAAAAAAAAAAAUACUCACACAAGCAAUGUAAAGGUGGAGAAUAUAAUAUUGAGCGUAGGUUUAACUUAAGAAUUUUAAGUUUGACUUUGUUUAUUUAGAUUUAAUAUUAUAUUUUAUAUUUAUAUUUUCGUAUUUAAAUGUUUCAAUGUUUACAGUUCUAACAGUUUGAUUAUAUCUGUUUUUAAAGGAAUGUUUAAAAAAAAUACCCACACAGGCAUAGUUUUGGGUGGAAUAUAUGAUAUUGAGCGUAGGUUUAACUUCAUUUUAAGUUGGACUUUGUUAAAAACGGCCAAUACUGACUUGUAUGGCCCUUUUUUUAACCUACCCAAAAUAUUUAGUGUGUGAUAAUGUGUGUGAAAUGUAUAUUAAUCACUCUUAUGACAAUUCUAUUUGUGUUGAAGAGAGUGAACUUUAUUGUCGAUUUACUGACAGUGACAAUGCUAUGAAAAUAUGAAUUUACUGUGUUUUACUGAUUGUAAUACAAGUUUUUGAGUCGUGUUUAUUUUAAAAAAGGAGUUCAAGACAUAGCUAUAUUUGUUUAUCAAAGUAACACUACUUCAUUUAUUUCUUUAAAUAUUAAGAAUUCAUAAAUUUCAUAUGUGUGUGUUUGAUAAAGUGAGCUUAAAUUAUGUUUCAAAGUUAUGCAAAUGAAAUUAAAUGAACUACACAGAAAGUUUAAAUUCCCAGUUUUAAAGACACAAAUAAUGGUUAUUCAAUCGUUUAUUGUGUAUGUGUGUUAAUUUAAAUAGUGAAGACUCAACUCUUAGUUUAGGGCAAGUUUUUAUUAUACUUAUUAUAUUUAAAGAACUGAAUUUGACACCUGAUUUUAUCAAAUUUACACCACAAUAGUUAGAAAAUAUCUCCAACAUACUUGAUUACCUGAACAUCAGUAUUUUAAUGAUAUCCCUGUAACUAAGUUAACUAGUAUAUUUGAGUCGUGUUCUGAGAAAUUGGGGCUUAAUGCAUGUGCGUAAAAUGUCGUUCCAGGACGACACUUUCCGCUUUUAUGGUAUUUUUGGUUUAAAGGAAGUUUCUUCUACACAAAAAUCCAGUUUAAGGCCGAAAGUGUCGUCCCUGAUUAACCUUUGCGAACUGCACAGGCUAAUCUGGAAAGACACUUUACGCACAUGCAUUAAGCCCAGUUUUCUCAGAACGCGACUCAUUUAUACCGGAUUCACCAUGGACAUUUGUCUAUAUACACAAACUGAUCAAAUGCCUUUCUCCUAGGCAUCUAAGUGUACACUAUUCAAACACUAAGGAAUUGUCAGGUUAUCUAACAUAGUGUGUUCAGUUCAUCCCCUUGGAGUACAAAGGGUCACAUGAUUUCUAUAGCCUUGUAUUGCAAAAUAACUUUAAAAUUGUAUUCUCUAAAACGAUCUGUCCCAGGGAUGUAAUAUUUGGCAUGUAACAUUGUAUUGUGUAUUGUGGCCCUCUACCAUGUUUGUUCAAAUCAUGCCCCUGGGGUUUACAUUGGCCUAACCCUGUUACAAUCAUGUUUCCCUUUUAUGUAUGUAUUGAAAACUUAAAAAAAUCUCUGGAACCAUAAAGACCAUAGGCUUGGUAUUUGGCAUGUGACAUUAUAUGGUGUUUUACUAGCAAGUUUGUUCAGAUCAUGUCCCUGGGGCUAAAGUGGCCUGCAGGGUACUUACUUGUCAAUGUGUUGCUAAUGGAAACAUUAAAACUUGUCUGAGACAGCAAGGCAGAGAGGUUUGGUAUUUAGCACAUAACAUAAUGUGGUGGUCUGUUCAAAUCAUACCAUUGGGGUUAAACUGGUCCGCCCUGGUUGUUGCUUAUUUUCCUUUAUGUAUAUAGUGAAGCUCUUCUCUGCAACUGUAUUUGGCAUGUUACAUGGGAUGAUUGUUCUCUACAAAGUUUGUUCAAAUCAUGUCCCCAGGGUCACUCCCCCCCCCCCCCCCUGCCCAGGGAAAUAGUUUUGUAGAAAAGUUAUUAGAUGCUUUGUGUUUUGUUAAAAACUGGUGUUUAUUAUCUUUUGUAGUUUAAGUUAUGUUCUGAAAACAAACUUAAAAGCUAUACUUUUGCCAUAGUUCUAUGUAACACUAUUAUGACAUCCUAUUAAAAAAAAAAUCGUCAGUAGGAGCUUUUUUGAUUGACAGUUAUCGUUAUAUGUAUUAUGCUUUUACGUAGCAUUUAUUUGUUUUUUGAACGAAUAAAACAGAAAACCUGUUCAAUA